Molecule: messenger RNA, 1668 nt
Organism: Yarrowia lipolytica CLIB122
Lineage: Eukaryota; Fungi; Ascomycota; Dipodascomycetes; Dipodascales
Biological process (GO): monoatomic cation transport; transmembrane transport
Cellular component (GO): membrane
Molecular function (GO): monoatomic cation transmembrane transporter activity
Source: RefSeq, a predicted model, not a curated record
AUGACCAACGAAGAAACGCCGUUGAUUGACAAGCGGGAGGCCUCUUUGUCGCGGGAGAACAGCUCAUCCCGGGGCAGAGGGUACCGCAGCUCUUCUGCUGGCAAGCACUAUCCUCGAGGACGAGACGAGACCACUGAAGAGGAGAGAGGCUCAGGGAGACGAUCGUCCGAGACAAUUGAUCCUCGAUACAACAGCACCCGACGACCUUCCAGUGCCAGUGUUCUUGGAAUUGAGCGAGGGGGUCCCCGGGAGCAUCUAAGCAUCCAUGUUGAUGAGGAGAGAGAGGGGCGAGACUUUGGAUCUUCUCCUACUUCCCCUUGCCUUUCUCGAGCUCAGUCUCCUAUCAGACGACGGACUCUGUACUCGCCCAUUCCUCUCGCUCCUGGAGCCUUUGGACAGGCACUGCAUACUCUCAACUCCAUGUCUUCUCUGCCUACCCGAGAAGAGCGUCUUUCGCAGCUCAAUCAGCUCACGGAACUGCGUCCUUUCCGGCUGAUUGGCUACUCUCGUCCUCUCACCAACUGGGAGGUGUACCGUAGCGACAGCGAGAUGCGGAAGGGCAAGUCUGCCGGAGUACGGCGGUUCUACGAUAACCAAGACGAGCUCAUUGACCGGUUUGAAGCCGUGGACAAGAUUCUGGACUCUGGAAUCCACCACACGCUUCUUAGAACCUACGGAACCGAUCUGGUGGAUGUAGACGAGAACUCCACGCCGGAAUUCAGACAGGGAGUGCCUGCUAACAUCCAUGAAGAUCUUGAAUGGGGCACUUCUCGAGUUGAGUCUCAGACGGACAUUAUGAUCGCCAUCUACGUCAAUUUCUUCAUCAACACAGUUCUCCUGGCUGGUAAACUGUGCGUUGCAUUCCUGACAAACUCGCUGUCCGUUGUUGCUUCCGUCGUAGACUCCGUUCUGGACUUUAUGUCGACCCUCAUCAUCUGGCUCAGUACCAGACUUGUCGACAGAAAGGACUGGGAGAGUCAACAGAGCUAUCCCGUUGGUCGAUCGCGUCUGGAACCCAUCGGUGUUCUGGUCUUCAGUAUUCUCAUUGUUCUGUCGUUUUUGCAGGUCGGAAAAGCGUCAGUAGAACGACUCAUCUCAGGAGAUCACUCCACCGUCGAUGUGGGUAUCCCUGCUUUGGCCGUCAUGUCCCUAACCAUCAUCGUCAAGCUGUUUUGCUGGGUCUGGUGCCGAAGAUCGCCUUCUUCUGCUGUCCAGGCUCUCGCCCAGGACGCCAUGACCGAUAUCGUGUUCAACACUUUUUCGAUCGUGUUCCCCCUGGCCGGCCAGCACCUGGACAUUUGGUGGCUGGAUCCCAUUGGAGCCAUCUUCCUGUGUCUCUACAUUAUCUAUUCCUGGGGAGCUACAGGUCUAGAACACAUUGACAACCUAUCUGGCGCGGCAGCUGACCCGGCAGACCGCCAGAUGGUGUUGUACAUGUGCAUGCGUUUCGCAGACUCCAUCCGAGAAGUUUCUGCGCUCAACGUGUACCACGCCGGAGACCGUCACGUGGUCGAGGUCGACAUUGUCCUCGACUGCACCUCUCUUAGAGACGGUCACGACAUUGGCGAGGCUCUUCAGUACGCCAUCGAGACGCUUCCUUUCGUGGAGCGAGCCUUUGUGCAUCUCGACUACCGAAGAGACAACUACGCCGGACAUAUCCCGAGGUAA